AUGGAAUACUUCUACCGGAUAAACGCAGCGGAGCUCACGCCGCUGAAGACGGAGCUGGUGAACUUGGUGUCGUCAUGCUUGAUGAAAGAGCCGCCUUUUGAGGCGACGCGGCCUGGAAAGCUUCCCGCCGCACGCUCCCCGACGGCGGAUGAAGCUGCGGUAGAUGUAGCGCCGACGCCAGAGAACGACGGUGCGUCUACGGUGGCACAGAUGCGUGAGCUGGUGCAUCUCAUCUCCCGCCAAGAUGGCGAGUUUGUGCUAAAACUGGCCCUCUACGUCCGCCAUGAACUGCACCUGCGCCGCUCGCCGAGCUUCCUCGUCGCACUCUGUGCCAGAGAACCGAACUGCAUUCCGUUCCUGCAACCGUACAUGGAGAAGAUCAUCGUGCUUCCGUCUGAUUGGCUGGCGGUCGCUAACUUCGCGUACUUCCACGACUGCGACGCCGCCCACGACUACGCCGGAGCCCUGACGUACUCGGUGAAGACUGAGCGCGAGGCUCACGCGACCACGUCUGCCACCCCAAGUGCUGAGAAGCGCCACCCAAGCUUUAGUGCCACGCGCAGUCCCGAACCUUCGGCCGUCGAAGCGCGCAGCGGCAGAAGUGGCAGCCUCCAAGGCGCAAACCCGCUAGCCAGCAGGAUGGGCGCGAAGGCGAGGUGUGAUCGCCACCAAGGCGCGGCAGCCCGCGACCCGACACGCUCCUACAUCCCCGCGGCACUGCGCAGCGCCCUCGUGAGCUCCUUCGCGAAGUUCUCCGUCUUCUCAAUGGCCAAGUAUGACAACGAGGCGGCAGAGCACCGCGCCAAGCGGCGCCAGAUCAGACGUGACCGCGCGGCCGCGCCGAGCAUGACCGACCCAGAAGAGUCAAGCGCCGCCGGCACCCAGCCUUCCGCGCUGCCGUACCGAGCCCACCCGCAGACCUUUACCUUUAAGCAGCUCAUCCGCAUGCUGCACAUCACCGAACCACCGUACAUUGUGUGCUGCCUCCUGGGCAAGCGCUACCCGACCAACGAGGAUGACUUCCGACGCAUGCGGCUACAUCUCACUGAUCCCACAUGGAAGAAUGCAGCACCGCUGAAGACAGGGGUCACAUCCUCGGCAAAAGGCCUCCACUCCGCGAAAGACACCUACGGCCGUCCUAUCCCUGGCGGUGGCGGCGGUGAGGGCAAGGACGAGGAUGAUAGUCGCCAAGACAAUGCGGAGCUGCCGUUUUGCGUCUUCGACGCGCGCCGCGCCGGACAGCGCAUGCACCUUCCUGUACCAGCGACUUGGGAAACUCAGCUGUCCAAGGAGGGCAACACCGGCCGUGUCUGGGACGCGCUGAUCUCGUCUGACGCCGUUCCAUACAUGGCCCUUCUGCGCAACCUGCGGAACAUACUCACACGUCUGUGCUCGGCCGCGACGCACAAGCGCGUGCUGGAUAAACUAGUCGAUGAGCAGCAAGUCGCCGCCAGCCAGCAGCUGCCCUAUCGCUUCUACAGCGCUUAUCUGGCUGUGCGGCAGGUCGGCGUAUUGCUGGUGCACCUCGACACGCUGCGAGCUAUGACCCGGGAGGCACGCUUCAGAACAGAGGUGGUCUCCGAACGGGGUCGUGGUGGCCGCGGAAGGGGCCGCGCUGCCGUCGCAUCGAAAUCUGCUGCCGCGGCCGGUCGCGAGACGAUGAGGGAGGCGGCCAAGAGCUUUGAACGGCCGUUGGUGCCGCGCGCGUACCUGCGCCGGUACGUGGUGCAGUACUGCGCUGCGCUCGACUCCGCUAUCAACACUUCGGCGCGGCUGAACGUGAUUCCAGUGAAAGGGACGUCCAUCGUUAUUAUCUGCGUUACAUCUGCCUUGUUUGAGCCGAUGUCCGCGAUGGGCGGGACCGUGGCAACACCGGCGUCGAGCCAGCGCAAGGUGGAUGUGACAGCGCUGCUGGUGGCCAUGCUCAUGCGUAGCUGCGAGCAGUGUGUCGUGCUGAUCUACUGCUACGACGAAUACGUUGUAUUUCGGGAGAAGGCCCCGGAUGUGGAGAAAACCCCGCUGCAAGGGAUGCAUGACGAGGACGCUGGAAGCCGCAGCAGCUGGGACACGGAGAGCAGCAGCAGCAGCAGCAGCAGCAGCAGGGGCAACGACUUCGAUGACGACGGUGCGUUCGAGGGAGACUUCGAGGCCGUAUUCAGCCCUCUCCACAGGGCGAGUGCCACGGCCUCACAAAAAGGUGCCCCAGGGCUGAUGGGCCUCGCGAGCGCGCUCACCGCGCGUUGCUCCUCGCUGCUGGAGCGGAAGCGAGAGGAGGUCGGGCCCGAUGGCGUCGCGACUUCUUUCGCCAUGUUCGCGGAUGCAGCGGGUGCGCAGUUUCCGUACGCAUUCCUUGACGAGGUCAUCGAGCGCAACAUGCGAAUCGAAUCUCUGCUUGUGUUCGACGAGGGCGUGCAUCGCACCUACGCCCACAUGAACCGCAACGCCCCCGCGUUUGGUGAUCUGCCGACAUACUUGUCACGGCUGAGGCGCACAUGCAGCCCCGACUUGGUGUACGUCGGCGUGAACUUGAAAGCCUCGAACCCUCCUGCUGCGGAGGGGGUCGCCCAGGUUCCAGGGGCUACGGAGUUUCCGGCGAGAGCAUCAGCUGCCGGCGCCCCAGCGCACGGGAAGCGAGGGCAGGUGGCGGCGCCUGCGGCCAAGAGCGGUGUCACAGUUGCCUUGCAGAAAGCAGAGGUGAAGCAGCACUUUGGCCACCGCAACGAUGCCCUUCUCACCGGGUUUAGCGACUCCAUCUUGCGCCUCGUGGCGGAGCGGACGAACGGCGGCUCGCUCGCGGUGAUCGAGCGAGCGGCGGAGACCUACCACGUGUCGCGUCUCUCUGCACGCGCUAGUCAAGCAGCCUGGGGGGAGCGUGCCAAGGCACUGAAGGUGCUGGCGGCGCUACGAGAGGGCCAUCAGCUGCACAUCGGUGGCGGCGGCGGCUCACGAGAAGCACUCCAUGCCCCGGGUGCAUUCACCUUCAGCGACUGCCUCAAGCCGCCCACACAGUCCAGCACUACCACAGCCACUCCCAUGCAGAGCUCCUUGCUCCCGAGUACGGCGCGUUCACUGGUGACCGAAGCGAUGACCGCGCCUACGGUGGCGCUGCCUUUCUUCGACGGUGAUGGAAAGGCAGUCUCAGCAACAGGGCGGGACUGGGAUUGCAGCUCACGCAGCAGUGAUCGGCGGCUACAGUGGCUGACGAGCAGCAUCGCGGGCCUCUCAUCGUCGACUAGCGAUGCGGAGACGCCAUCAAAAGGUCGCGCAGCACUGCCGAGCAUACGUCGGCUACUCGCCAAGCCGUCGUUCACUGAGUCUCAAGUGGCAACGCCAAGCACCAGCGGCGCGGAGAGGAGCGUCGGCGAGGCGGUAGACCCCGCGCGUCACUGGGAUUCCGGGAAAGUCCGAGAGAGCGAACCAGCGUGGUUGGCCGCCGAGGGCAAAAACGUGUCGUCUGUCUUUCACCCGCAGCCGUUCAUCUCGAUCCUGAAGCUCUUCUCCAUGUCGUCGAGCAAGCACGGCGACAGCACCACGGCGCCUUCGGCCGGCGAUACAGCAUCUGCUGCUGCCUCUGCCGCCGCUGACAGCCGAACGCAAAAGAGAGCCGGUGACGCACGGCUGCACGCGCACGCGGCACAACCUCAACACACGGCGUCGACCGAAUCCGUGGCUCGGCACCUCCUGCAGGAUCCGGCGAGCCACCCGCUGUCGCCUAUCGCGACGGUGGUGGUUCGCCGCCUUAUCACCUCCUACCGCGUGUGCCGCUUCUUCAUCUCCAGCACGUUUCUUGACAUGAACAACGAGCGCAACGCCAUCACGUUCGACAUCUUUCCGCGGCUGCGGCGGUGGACUGCCGAGGCGGGGCUGAAGGUGACCUUGCUGGAGGUAGACCUGCGCUGGGGCAUUCCUGCCCUUGCGACAAGCCGCAACCUCUCCACCUCCGUCUGCCUUAACGAGGUGUCGCGGUGCAGCCCAUUUUUCCUCGGCAUCAUCGGUGCGCGCUACGGCACGAGCCCGCCGACGCCGCUUCAGCUCGUGGUCGACGAGGACGUGGAUGCAGAGGACUACGCCUGGAUGCGGGAGCUUUCGGACCCGCACGCGUCCGUGACGGAGCUCGAGAUGCGCCAUGCCAUGUACAACACGAAGCGCCGCGUCGGCUGCGACGAGGCCCCAUGGCCGGCGCUCUUCUUCGCUCGUGAUUUGCCACACCUCCUCUCCUCGUUCGGCCCAGCGGACUCGGCAUGCCGCGCCGUCUACGAGGCCGACUCCGCCACCGCUACCGAGGCGAUCGCACGCCUCAAGCAGCGGAUCACAGAGAGCGGAUGCAAACUUGUUCCCUACCAGGCCACGUACAUCAGCCCCGGCAAGGCGCUCCUGCCAGGCAACAGUGGGUGCAGCAGCGGAGGCGCGCCGCUCCUCGCUGGAGGCUCCACCCGUUCUGCCGCCAUGUGCAGCGGCGCGCGCGCGAUGACGGAAGAUGACCUGGGUAGGUGGGCGGUGCGAAGCCGCCACGGCUUCGGUGAUGGCGCUGGCCAAGUCGCUUCUUCUACCAGUGGGAAGACAAGCGAGGCGGACUCGCUCUGGUCGUUUGUAAAGGCCCGCAUCACCGAGUCUGAGGAGCCAAAGAGGUUGACGUCGAUGGACGUAGCGAUCGAUAUGACGGACUUCUCUGACAAGGUGUUUCAUGAGUUGCAGGAGGUCAUCUGCCGCGUAUGCGGCGUGCGUCCGGUGCUCGACGACAACGCAGCGGAGCAGCAGCAGCAUCAGCACGCUGACGCGUGCGUGGCAGACGCUCAUGGGCCAGAGAAAAACGCGGAGGUGCGUAGGCGUUCGAGAAGCGCAAGAUCGGCAAUAGAAGCGGCCAGGGAAGCAACGGGUGCCGAGGCGCCUGACAUGUAUGCGAUGCUCGUGGUGGCACAGAGCGAAUUCGUGCGCAGGCUGAGCGACCUGUACGCUGCGCCGCGUGGACUCCUGGAGCGGCUCUCCAGCUUCGCAUUGAACGGCACCCUUGGCGUCACGGACGAAAGCGACGCGCGGAGCGAUGUCGGGGCGGAGAGGCAGAGGGGUGUCGCCCCGCACGGCACCAAGCGCCAAGAGUACGUGGCACUGACCCCCCAAUCCGAGAGCGCUUACGACAGUUGUCCGGUGCGAGGCUUCUCGCCGCUCCCGCCGCCGCAGCGCGCGCAGCAUGUCAAGGAUAGCUCGAGCAGCGGGGGAGGGACUUCGUGUCAGCCGCUCGUCGGUCGUGCCGCUGCGCCAGGGGACGGCACGAGCUCCAUCCUACUCUUGGAAGGCUGCGACGGGGACGGAAAGUCGUCGGCGCUGGCGGCGUUAACGGCGCUAGUUCUCGAGCCGAUGCGCAAAGCGUCCACCUCGGAAGCAAUGCCGCGCUUUCUAUUUUACUCUACCCAGGCAGAGGACGACUCAGUGCGUGGCCUGCUCCUCUUCCUCGCGAAGUCUCUCCGCGUCUUCUUCCAGCUGUGCGGCGAAGUCUCGGUGCACGACACGGACGCCGUCGAGGAGCUCCUCCUGGUGCUGGACCACGCGUACGCUGCGAUUCAUCGCCACUUCGAGACAUCCAGCGGCGACGUCGGCAGGGCUACCACCGCAAGAGGAGGAAGAGGCACAAAUGACAGUCGCAGCGCCGCCGGUCGCGCAGCGGCGGGAGCGGGUCAGGCAGCUCUUGUGGUGAUGCUGGACGGCCUCGACAAGUCCUCCGAGGCGGCAGAGUUGGUUAGUCUUCUGGGAACCAUUCUGCAUCCGCUGGCCACGCAGCGCAUCCGCUUUCUCGUGUCAGCGUGCCCGCGGUCGUCGUUGGCCCGCGCGCUGCGCACGCGUACCCCACCAGCCCACGUACUCAAAGUGCCCAUUUUGAAUGAAGGUGAACGUGCCGAACUGGUGCGGCUGCACCUCGCAAACUACGGCAAGGUCUUGGAGGAGUCCUUCACGGCAGAUGAGUUGAAGAAUCUGCUCUGCAAGAGCGACGCCGGCCGCCCCAGCUACCUCAUCUCCGCGAUCACGCACCUUCGCCUCUUCAGCACCUUCGACACGCUUCGCGAGGACAUCCGCUUACUCCCGGCGUCGCGCGCCGCCUUGCACGAGCAACUCUUUCAACACUUGCAGGCCCGCUUCGACCCGGCCACGUGCCGUGUCGUCCUCAGCAUUUUGCUGUUGCGCCAACCCGUUGGUGGUGUGCUGGAGUUCAACCUUUACCGCCUUGUGUCGGACGUCGCCGCGGCGUCGCGGCUGGUGACGCUGCUGCGGGGCAUCUGCCUUGACACGCAUCACGGGCGCCUGUUCAUCAAGUCGUCGACCUUCGUUGAUGCCAUCGCGCGCAGGUUUUUCCGCUAUGCGUCCGAUUACCAGUGCGCACAGGAACGCAUUCUUCUGGCUGAGCUGUGCUACCAGCCCAUCGAUGUCUCCCUCGACGAGCAGGAGGUGAAGGUCGGCCUGCGCCAGGUCACCGAGUCGAUCCAGCGCAGCGCAGCGAACCCGCUCACGCGGCGCACAUUUGUGCCGGAGCGCUACGCGCCUCGGGAACUUCUCGGGGUGCUGCAAGGGUCGGUGCAGGCGUGUCGGCUUGAUGUGACGGCCGCAUUGGCGUGCUACCUGCCGUUUCUGGAAUGCCUGCUGGUGAGUCGCCGCAUGCUAUCGCAGCUGAUCGGGUUGCUGUCCUCCGUCGUCAGCGCAACGACGUCCGCGUUGUUCUUGGCACCUGGCGCAUCGGCUACUACGGGGUCAGCGCAGGCAGAUGACGACGCGGACGCAGAGGACACUGGCAGCGUCCACCCACUGGCGAGCUGCCGUGCUCUGGCGCUGCAGUGGCAACACUACCGACGCGACAUUCAGCGCCUCGGCUACGUGCUGGAAAUUUUGCAGAAGAACUACCACGUGCUGCUGCGCCAGCCUGCGCUGCUGCGUCAGUGUGUGUGGAACAUGGUCGGGCCGGCGAUGUGCAUCAGCGCCUACGAUGCGGCCUCGACAGCGCGCCUGCAGCAUGCACUGCAUCAAAUGACCACCACCAAUAAAGGCACCGCCUCUUUCGAAGUGCAGGUGGGCCCGCAAGGUGAACGUCGGUGCUUUGAGGAUGCCGCGCUGCACAGCCCUGCAGUGCGUUCCCCCAAUAUGCCCACCUUCUCCGCUCUCUCCACGAUGUGGGUUCACUGGCUGAAUGCGCGGCAGCACGGCGGCGAAGGUCGCGUGAUGCUCGCGACUGCCUCCCCGCAGUCGAUACGGUGCAUGGCGAUGAGCCCGGAUGGGACGGAGGUGGCUGUUGGCGGCGAGGAUGGGGUUCUGCGCCGCAUGUCAGCAGACGAGGACGAGCAACAGCAGCUGCAGCAGUCACAACUGGUACCGACGGAGACGGAAAGCGCAGGCGGUGCAGGCGUUGUGGGACGGCGUCGUGUGGCAUCGACGCUGCGGCAUGAGUCCGCCGUCACCUCUCUGCUGUACGUGACCCCUCGCACUGCUGGCGGUCCAACAGCAGGCGUCAACGCCACAGGUGCAUCGGCUACCCUGGUCGCGUCUACUGGGGUGGCGCAGCUACUCGUUUCGGGGUGUGCUCGCGGCCUCUUGUACGUGUGGAGCCUUGAAGACAACUCUCUGCUGCAACGCGGCACUGGCCACCUUCGAGCCAUCAGCGGGCUUGUGUGCCAUCCGCUGGAACCGUUAGUGCUGUGCUCUUGCAGCCACGACUCGUUCAUCAUGCUCUGGGGCAUCGGCAGUGCAGAGGCCACGUCGAGGCUGUGUAGCGAGAUCCAAGCCGCGUUGGCCCUGCGCAUGCCCAAGCACCCGGCCGGCUCUGCAGAGCGGCUGCAGCGACGGAUGAGAGAGAAGGUCAACGACGAGCUGUGCGUUGGCGGUGAUGACGCUGGAUCAGCCGUGGUGCGGCGGGGCACACCUGGGUCGAGCACCGGCCUCCGCAGCAGGCAGACGCCGUUUCAGGCAUCGCUUAUGCCAUUCCACACGGAGCGGCAGCACCACACCCCUGUCGCAGCUGUUGCCUUCCAUCGCUCUGGCGACAUCUUCGCCAGCGGCAGCUGGGACGGCGUUCUUGUGCUGCACAACACCCGUGAACUACGCACACCAUCGCCAGUGACUACGCCAGAGAUGAAGGCCCCAUGUGAGCCGCCGAAUCAGACCCGCAUCACGAGUCGGCGGUCACACCGCACCAAGGUGGCCUGGCGCACCCGAUGCGGUCCAGAGCGUCGGCAGGUCGCGUUUCAGUCGACGGAGUUUGCGCUGGGCUCAUCGGUGCGCGCGCUUUCUUUUUCGAACUCGCUCGCUGUCACCUGCGUUGUUGGCUGCCACAACGGCACGGUGGUUGUGGUGGACCACGCCUCUGCUGCGGUGGUGGCGCGGUGGACAUCGCUGCACUCCGCGCCUAUCACGCGGCUCGCCGUGUCGUUGGACGGUCGGUGCAUGGCCUCGGCCGACGAGCACGGUGUUGUGCGCUUGACGCACACCGGCAUCACUGGAUCGGUCUUUGCCACCUUCAACGGUCACCAUGGCGCUGUCACCGGCUUGUGCUUCCGUCCACCGCGCGCAGGCCAAGGCGAGGACGUCGCUGGUGGCGCCGAUGCCCUGCAAGCGCCUCCAGCGUUGCUGCUCACCGCUGGCGAGGAUCGUACGUUGCAGGCAUGGCGAGUGGACAGCAGCGGCAGCGGCAGCGGCGGCUUCAAGACGCAGACAGCCAUGUCGAGGCGCUGUCUGAUCGCCGCGCACUGCACGGCAGUGACGGCGGUGGCGUCGUCACGCGACGGCCAACUGAUCGUCACCGGCUCCGCAGACGGAACCGCGAUUGUGUUUCGAGUGCCAGAGAGGAGUGAGGAGGAUGACGACAUCGCCUGCAGGGAGGCACGUGGGGCGGCAACUGGUGGGGACUGUACGGGCACCUCCGCAUGGCAUCGACCGAAAGCGGUGGGAAAGCAAGCGAGCCCGGGCUCCUCGACUGCGGCGGGCAACAUGCAGGCAACGCGUCCGCUGAAGCCGGCCUUCACGCUGAGGCACGACGACUGCCGUAUUACGUGCAUCUCUCUAGCGCUGCGCGACACUCGAAUCGUUGUUGGUGUGGUAUUCGGUCUUGUGUACGUGUGGUCGUCGUCUCCAGGGUUGAACCAGGUCGAGGGGCGCCUGCUGCUUCGCGUUCGCGUGCCGGAGCAUGGCUUGUACCCCGUCAUCUCGCUGAGCAUGGUGGAGCGGUGUAGUGCGGCCGCGAUGGACGGCAAUCGAGGGCAAGCCGAGGCCCGCAAGGACAGAAUCGCCCAGCAAACCCGUGGCGCAGAGGCGACGUUGCCGCUCGCGAACCCGCUGCAGCCAGCAUACACGCACACACGCAGCAGCGAUGCCGCCGGCGCCAUCGUCGCGUCGCCUCCGACGGAGAAAGAGGAUGAGAGCAGCACACUCGUGACAGCCGUGUGCGCCAACGGCGACGUGGCCAUCUUCAAGCUGCUUGGAGACGCUGCCUCACUCGUUAUGGCAGCUGACCGGGCACGCCGUCGACAGCGCCAGCAACGUCACCAGAUCCGUGCCAGCUACCGCGCCACUGGCCUUGUCGAUGGCAUCUUCCCGCGAAGCAACAGUGCAAGCUACCCAAGCAGCGUGGACACGUUGGAGCGCUCCACGGAGGACGUUGGCGUAGCGGUGGGAACGCCGGCAAGAAAGAGCUUCACCUGGGACGAGCGCGUGGAGAGCGGAGGUACGGUUGGUGGGGUAGCACCCCGUGCAGGCAGCGCUGCCACCGCCUCCAACUCAACCUCACAGGUGGGACGGUCGCGGCCCAUGCCACCGAUAACUGACUGCGCUGCGCGUGGCCAGGCUGGUGCCCCCGUCGCUGCGAGUGCGACGCCCGCACCGCAGGCAGUGACCUUCGUCGAGGCUCCGCGGCGUCGUCGACAGGCACUCGAUCGGCGCGCCCGAAAACUGCAAUGCCUGCUGUCUCGCUGUCGUGCCACAGAGGUUGAGCUGUGCAACAGCUUCCAGCUGCACUUGCAUCGGCAUCAACUGCACUGGGCAAAUGGGGCGGAAGCAGAGGAAAUUACGAGCGUGGUGUGGCUCAGCGCGCAGCACCCGGAGCUCGCCCUCUCGGGCGACGUGGCGGAUGCGUCUGCUGCAGUGUGGGCAGAUGCGCUCGAUGGAGACCACGGCAGGCUUGCCCUCGUUGUGGCACAGCGACAGCUAUUCCUGCUCUGCAGCACCGGGCAUGAGAGCGCCUUGAGCGGGUGUCUUACGGUGCACGUACCGUCGCGCCUCCCUGACAGUGCCUCGGUGCUGACAAGUGCCACUGGAACAAUGCUGGAAGAAGGAAUGGCUGUUGGGGCGCCAGAGUGGGGCACCCGCGGUGAUGCAACAAACGUAGAGGACGGCGUAGUCCCUCCAGAAGCCGUAGAGGCCGCGGCGACAGAGGAGUUUGAGGUGGACCUGAACUGCCUCCUGCGCGACGACGAGUACUUCACAUCAUCCAGCUCAGCUGUCGCAGUUGCGCCACCGGCACCAUCAGCGGCGACGGCAGCGGCGCUGCGCUGGUUUGCGGUCGCCGUCACCACCAGUCACGGCGAAGUUCUCCUCCUUCGCGUGCAAGUGCCGCAUGCUCAUAAAAAACACAGCGGCACUCUGUGCGUACCGACAACGCCGCUCACUGGCUCUGGAGCGAGGCCGCCAACGGCCGCCUCGCACCACCUGAGCACCAACAUUCUUCCCAGGACUAGCAUUACACUCUGUCGACGACUGAGCUUCAUCGGCUCCAUCGCCAACCAGGCAGCCGCAAUAGAGGGGGACGGAGUCGACGCCGGGGCCAGCGGUGCCGCACUUCACCGCAUUACGGCCGCGCCUCGUGCAACAAGCGUUGCGCUAUGCACGCUACCGCCCGAGCUGGGAACGUCGCUUGACGCCAGCGCUGCGCCACUUCCGUCGGACGCGGCUGCAACGGUAAUGGAGAGAGUGGCGCUGUUCGCAGGCUGCACUGACGGCUCGACACGGGUGUGGCUAACGGCGACGCUCCCUCCAGCACCGCAUUCUCGCCGCGCGUCUCCCGUUGGUAUCGAGAUGGACGAAACCCCUGCGCAAUCGCGCAUUGGUGGCGCCCGUGACGCCUUUAUCGGCUGCUUUUACUGUACCAGCAGCGUCACUGUUCUCUCCGGUUUGCUGAACUGCAGGGCGCCGCGCGCCAGUGGUCGCGGAGUAUCAGCACUGGUACCAUCGUCGCGGUGGAUUGUGGGUGAUACCCUUGGCAACGUGUAUCAGCUCCAGCUGGAGCGAGACCCCCCUGGUGGUGUGGCCGCUCUGCUGGGCAACUCACGUGACAUGCUGACCGCGGCGGGUGGCGGCACGAGGAGCGGCAACGCAGAGGCGCGAAUGACCCGGGCCGCGGCAGAAAACAUCCAUGCGGAGCCGUGGGCUUGGUCGCUUCAGCGGUUGAUCACGAUGAUGAACAGCGCCCCACCUGCUUCGGUGGUGGGAGCGAUGCAGACGUCCGCUGUCAGCGAUAGUGCUGAUGAGGGUUGUCUGGACGGUGGCCGCACGGCGGCGAGCGAGGCUGUCGGCACCCUGACGUGGCCCGGAUGGUCGUCGCACUCGCCGGAGGAUUGGUUGGCGCCGGUGGAUGUUUCGUCAGCGCUGCCGACGCUGCUGAGGCGCGCUGCGUCAGCGACCGGCGCCAGAGCGGAUGCAGCCUCCGAAUGGCGAAGCACAAAUGACAUGCCGCGGACGGCAAUGCUGUCUCCCUCCGUCGGCGCUGAGGAUCGAACGCUGCGGGCCGGCGACGCAAGUCCUCAGCCUUCGACCGCCGCCCCGUUUUGCUCAAGUCUUGUUAGCUUUCCGCCCGUGCAGUGGUCGUGUCUCCCUGAUCUGCCUCAGGUGCAGCGGGUAAGUGCUGCUGCCGUUUCCAGCGCAACAGGCGUUGCCGCCGAGGAUGUGACUGCGCGCGGUUCUGACGGGCCUGCUCACUUGGCAUGGCUAGGCGGCAUCGGACUCUCCUCUCCUCCCACAGCGCUGCCGUCUUUUGCGACCGGACCGCGCGCAAGCCGGAGCGUGUUGGAGCGCCAAGCUGCUGAUGACGACGGAGGAGAGUUCGCGGCGGCGAAGAGUUUUCAGGUGCCACUGACGAGUCUCUUGACACUGUAUGGUUCGCAGGAGGCGGGCAUGGACAGCGGCACUCCAGAGAGCUUGAGUUGUAAGACGGCUGCGGUGAAGCUGCCAAGACGCGGGAAAACGAAUCCCAUUGUGCAUUUUGAGGUGCCAGCCCUGCCACCGCCCAACCAGCUGCUGACGCAAGACGGCCACCAGCACCACCUCAUCAACGCCGACGACGCCGACGAGGAAGACUACUUUGCCGUCCUGUACAAGGAAAGGCCACCAAUGUUGCAGUCUCCGUGCGCCGGUGGCACAGAGGCAAGGCGUGCGUGGCUACUUCACCAGCAAGAGGUACUGAAGGAGGCGAUGCGCGUGCAGCGGUACAACAAGCUGGCACGACGGGCGCUGGAGGCGUACCAGCGGCGCACGGCUACCGCGAUGGGGCUCUGA
Molecule: messenger RNA, 12519 nt
Organism: Leishmania mexicana MHOM/GT/2001/U1103
Lineage: Eukaryota; Euglenozoa; Kinetoplastea; Trypanosomatida; Trypanosomatidae
Exons: 1
Coding region: 1-12519 (4172 amino acids)
Molecular function (GO): RNA binding; protein binding
Source: RefSeq, a predicted model, not a curated record